Messenger RNA from Cordyceps militaris CM01, 1668 nucleotides. Its product is annotated as sucrose transport protein. The record is from RefSeq and is a predicted model, not a curated record. Bases 1 to 1668 code for a protein of 555 amino acids. The transcript has 7 exons. Gene Ontology annotation, cellular component: membrane. Gene Ontology annotation, molecular function: sucrose:proton symporter activity. NCBI's taxonomy places the organism in Eukaryota, Fungi, Ascomycota, Sordariomycetes, Hypocreales, Cordycipitaceae.
AUGGCGGCCUUUGCAGGGGAGUCCUCCGUUCGGGGCUCAACUGAGGCCAUGCGCAUGGUGCUGCUGACUUUCUGCACCAUUGGCAUCACCUUCACAUGGGGAGUCGAGAUGACGUAUUGCACUCCGUAUCUGCUGAGCCUUGGCCUGAGUAAGAGCAACACGUCCAUGGUGUGGAUCGCCGGGCCGUUGUCGGGCCUCAUUGUCCAGCCCGUGAUUGGCGUCUUGUCGGAUGAGAGCACGUCGAGAUGGGGUCGCCGACGGCCCAUGAUGGUGCUCGGCGCUGUGAUUGUGGCCGCCGCCAUGCUGGUUCUGGGUUUCACAAAGGAGCUCGUGGGCUUGUUCGUACAAGACGCCGAGGCUGCCCGGAUGCCCACCAUCGUGGUUGCAGUACUCGCCAUCUACCUUGUCGAUUUUGCCAUCAACGCCGUCAUGUCUUGCUCGCGCAGUCUCAUUGUUGACACGCUUCCUAUUGAGAAGCAGCAGUCUGGAGCCGCCUGGGCCAGCCGCAUGUCCGCCAUUGGCAACGUCAUCGGCUACGCGGGCGGCGCCGUCGACCUCGUCCACAUCUUCGGCACCACCUUUGGCGACACCCAGUUCCAGCUGCUCACGCUCAUUGCCGUGCUGGCCAUUCUCGGCACCACGGCCGUGACGUGCUGGGCGGUGACGGAAAAGGUGCUGCUCGCCGACGACGACGCCCGCAAGGACCGCGGGGCAGGGGCGGCGCAGCUUUUGCGGCCCGUGUCGUCGUCGUCGUCGUCGUCGUCGUCGUCGCGGGACCGGUUCCGCGUCGUCGCCCACAUCUACGCCGCCAUCCGCCACCUGCCGCCGCGCAUCCGCGCCAUCUGCUGGGCCCAGUUCUGGUCCUGGAUCGGCUGGUUCCCCUUCCUCUUCUACAGCACCACCUGGGUCGGCGAGACGUACUUUCGCUACGACGCCCCCGAGUCGGCCCGCUCCGGCGACACCCUCGGCGACAUUGGCCGCAUCGGCAGCCAGGCCUUUGUCUUGUCGUCGCUGAUUACCCUGAGCGCGUCGCUCGUGCUCCCGCUCCUCGUCCGCUCCCCGGACGAGCCGACGUACACCCAGCGGCCGCACCCGAGGCUCGCGCCGGUCCUCAAGCUCUGUCAGCGGUCGCGGCCGGACCUCUUGACGACGUGGAUCUGGGGACACGUUCUCUUCGCCGCCGCCAUGAUGCUGGCGCCAUUUGCGACCAGUUACCGCUUUGCUACAGCGCUGUUCCUUUUCUUUUUCCCUCGUUUCCACCCAUGGGCCAUUGCAGGGUGGGCGCCGAGCGCGUUUCUCGGCAUCGAGGUCAAUAAGCUUGCCCAUCAAGGCGGCGCAGCCUAUCGCCCGCUACCUGGCGAGGAUAUCGAGAUGACGGUGCUGGGGGAGGGCCCCCCGGAGUCGGGCUCCUCUGCGGAGCUCUCUGGCAUUUACUUUGGCAUCCUCAACGUAUACACCACGCUGCCGCAGUUUGUCGGCACCUUUAUAUCCAUGAUUGUCUUUGGCAUUCUCGAGCCAGGCAAGAGCCGAGAACUAGGUACGGACGUGGACAAGGCACCGGCCAUAGCGCCGACUGGACCGAAUGCAAUUUCGGUGUGCCUCUUCAUCGGCGCGAUGAGCACAAUUGUUUCUGCAUUCGUUACCAGGAGAUUGAAAAAGUUGGAGUAG